Megalops cyprinoides (Indo-Pacific tarpon) is the source of this 3236-nucleotide messenger RNA. It is a transcript of the gene zbtb22b, whose product is annotated as zinc finger and BTB domain containing 22b. Lineage: Eukaryota; Metazoa; Chordata; Actinopteri; Elopiformes; Megalopidae. Gene Ontology annotation, biological process: regulation of transcription by RNA polymerase II. The record is from RefSeq and is a predicted model, not a curated record. Gene Ontology annotation, molecular function: RNA polymerase II cis-regulatory region sequence-specific DNA binding; protein binding; DNA-binding transcription factor activity, RNA polymerase II-specific. The transcript has 4 exons. Bases 145 to 2247 code for a protein of 700 amino acids.
ACCUGAUGUUAGCCCAGCGGAGCGACAGCAAACAGACGGUGUGAUGAGCAACUAGCUAGCAGAGACUUAGCAUUUUUUGGAAAACAUCUGAUGCACGACACCUAGUUAGCUCGCUAUCAACCUGUCAAAUCUGCCAAAGCGCUGAUGCAGUCUGUCUCCGUGGAGCCGGGCUGCAGCAGCAGCAGCAGCAGCUGUGGCGCCCCCUCUGGCUCGGUGGUGCAAGUGUGCUUCCCCAGCGUGCAGGCGUCUGUCUUGGACAGUCUGAACCGGCAGCGGGAGGAGGGCCGGCUCUGUGAUCUCUCCAUCCAGGUGCAGGGGCAGGUGUUCAGGGCGCACCGCUGCGUGCUGGCCGCCUCUUCACCCUACUUCCACGACCAGGUGCUGCUGAAGAACAUGUCCACAGUCUCCAUCCCGGCAGUCAUGGACCCGCUGGCGUUCGAGAGCGUGCUGAGCUGCGCCUACACCGGCCAGCUGCGGAUGCUGCGGGACGAAAUCGUCAACUACCUCACCGUGGGCAGCGUGCUGCAGAUGUGGCACAUCGUGGACAAGUGCACCGAGCUGCUCAAAGAGGGGCGGGGCGGGGGCGGGGCCGGCGGCCAGCCGGGGGGCGGGGCCCAGGGAAACCCCGGCUGCAGCAGCAGCAGCCUGGUCGGGGCAGGGACUCCGGCCGGCGACGCCCACUCCGCGCCCCACCCGCCCAGCCGCCCCGCCCUCAGCGAGAGCCAGUCCCCCAGCAGCACCAACUACUUCAGCCCCCGAGAGGCCGGCUUCGGGGGCGGGGCCACGGCCGCCGGCGCCGUGGGAGACGGGGGCCUGAACUCCACCCCCAGCUACUGCACACCCUCCGGCGGGGAGGAGGGCUUCUUGAUCGAGGAGGAGGACGAGGAGGAAGAGGAGGAAGAGCUGCUCUACCCCAGGAAGCAAGAGAGAGGGAGCAGCCGGAGGAAGAAGACAGCGUCCGUCUCCGACCAGGAGGUGGGGGUGAGCGACAGUUUUGGGGUGUCCUCCUACCAAGGCGGUGACCCCUCCCCUCCGCAGAAGCGCCCCACCUACAGCCAGCCCAGCAUCAUGCCGCGGAAGCAGUGGGUGGUGGUGAAGACGGAGCGGCCACAGGACGACGAGCUGAUCGUGGUGUCGGGCGAGGAAGGGGGCGAGGAGGAGGAGGAGAGGGAGAUGGAGAUGGAGAGGGAGAGAGAGAGGGAGAGGACCUUCAACAUCUCCGACGUGAGGACUCUCUCCGCCGAGCUGAACAGAGCGGAUGCUGACAUGCAGGCACAGGUGGAUUACUGCCAAUCGUCUGAAGACUACCUCAAGUUUGACAGUGGUUUGAUGGAUCAGACACCGCCACAGCACCACAGCAGCUCUGCCAACUCCAGCCAGGGGAGUAACCGGGCUGUGUCUGCGUUACUGGGCCCAGUCCAGUCGAGAGCGCAGCUUUUCCCCAUAGACAUGCAGGGUAAUCAGAUUCUCCUCUACAGCCAAGCUCCGCUGGACCCCUCUCCUCCAAUCACAGCCGGAGCAGGGCUGGGGGGCGGGGCUUCGCUCAAAGGGAUGAACCUGGAGCACGGAGCGGUCCACCUCUCGGGGCACGGCGGCAGCGGGUUGGACGGUCUGGAUGGGGCCGGGGGCGGGAGCUCGGGCAAGGUGUUCAUGUGUCACUGCGGGAAGACGUUCACGCACAAGAGCAUGCGGGACCGGCACAUCAACAUGCACCUGGACCUGCGGCCCUUCCACUGCCCCGUCUGCGCCAAGAAGUUCAAGAUGAAGCACCACCUGACGGAGCACAUGAAGACGCACACGGGGCUCAAGCCCUACGACUGCCACGGCUGCGGCAAGAAGUUCAUGUGGCGCGACAGCUUCAUGAGACACCGUUCCCACUGCGAGAGGCCCGGGGGAGGUGGGGAGGGCGGAGGGGGCCCUGAGGGGGGGGCCGUGGUCUCCCCGCCCCACCACCAGCACCACCUGAACAGCGAGAUCAAUCAGAGCAGCAUUGGCGGCAGAAGUGGGAUUCCCCCGAGCGGCAUUGGUGGGAGAGGUGGGAUCUCCGUUCUGUCCCCCCAUCAUUCCAGUGGAAGCGGCGGCGGUCUGUCUGGGCUGACUAUGGCUGGGCCGGGGUCUCUCCUGGGAGUCUCCCCGCAGAGCGCGGCACACAGUCUGGGGUCGGCCGUUUUAGGGUUGGGCGGCAGCCGUGGCGGUUGUGUGGAUGAGGUGUGUGAGGUGACCGUCAGCGAGAGCAGCGUAACUUAACUGUGACACGGGUAGAGACAGCGGUUGCGUGUACGACCAGGUGCUUCGGUAGUAUGCUUUGUUUAUCGUUCUACUUUUUUGGUGAGAUUUUAAAAAAAUGCAUUUAACUGCCUCAAACACAUCUUGGCCAAGUUGACUUCAGUUUAACUAACCUUUUGGCCAUUUGUACAGUUCACUGCUUGUUCUAAUAUCAGUGUCAUUGUGCAUCAAAUGACAGGUUAGUAUACCAAAUAAAAUAGAAAGAGCCCUGACCAUAACCCCCAGACUCGCCACUGGAGUGUUGAGAAUUGAGAAAUAAAAUGUACACUGUUGUUUUCACUAAGUGGUGCCACUCUAGUGGUUGCUCCUUCAGUUUUGCUGUCGAUACACAAAUGCAUCUUAUGCAUUACGGAUCAGGUUACACCAGAGACUAAAGCCACAUUCAGUUACAUUCACUGCCAUACAAGAAUUUCUCUGUUGAAAUUUCCAUCAAGGAAUGAACCAUUUUGAAAGGGGACAUUUAUGUCUACCGACAGCCAUAUAUAAACACAUAAUGGUCACAGACUGGUGCAGCUGACCAGUUUGUUUAGUAUAAAUGGCAGGUUUUCAUAUCAAAUGAGCUCUGAUUGGCUCAUCAUUGUCCGGUUAAUUUUAUACUACUGUACCACAAAGUUCUGGGUUAUGGCAUAUUGUGGCUGUUUCAUUCUCGUGUUGGCCUGUAGAUACGUGUGCACUAGUCUACACAGGGUGUGUGAGUUCUUCACCUGCUAACGUUGCAUCUCUAGUUACAUUUUCGUGAAAAGGGGGACCUGAUGAAGCCAAAUGGGCAGAUAUCGGUCAGGAGCACCGACCGCUGUAGUGAACAGGAUUCCGAUCUCUGCCACUGUCUCGGCUCCGCCUCUCUCCUGUGAACUAAAGAAUCAUGGGAUUCCCGAGACGUUUUUGGAUCCGUACAGACGGGGCCUGGGGACGGUUCAUUCGUAAAAGGAGAUGAAAGAGCAAAACUUGCU